This is a messenger RNA of Paraglomus brasilianum, 396 nucleotides long. NCBI's taxonomy places the organism in Eukaryota, Fungi, Glomeromycota, Glomeromycetes, Paraglomerales, Paraglomeraceae. The record is from the annotation of a GenBank genome assembly.
AUGGAUUUAGAUUGGUGUUUGACCUGCUCACGACACACUUCGGGUGGACUAUACUGCUCAGACUCGUGUCGGUUGAAGGAUAUCGAUGCAUCAACACCUAUAAUAUCGUAUCAACCAUACUCUGCUUCUCCUCGAUUGACACUAUCUGCCUCUACAACAACGACUGCGACAGCAGAUACAACUGCUUAUGGAACUCCGUCUACACUCGCCGCCACCAUCACCGCUGAACCCUACACCAAAUAUAAUAUAUCCAUGCCGACACUGACACUCCCAAAGUCUGCACAACCCCCAUCCAAGUCACUGUCGUAUUGCUAUUUACCAAGGCAUAAUUGCACACACAAUUCUGAUUGCAGAGAGUUUCAAUACACCGUACAAAGAAUGCCGGUAGUAAUAUGA